AAACUGCCACGGACACUGGUGUUAUAUUUUGUGAUAGUUUAAUGUCAACUUGUCUAAGUGUGAAGCAUCCAUGGGUAACACGGGGGACCCGACGAGCGGGAGUGCUAGGCGAUCACUGUGCGGAAUCCGUUUGUUGUUGUUCAAGUAGAAAAUAGUGUAAACGCCGGAGUGAUAGAUAAACAUGCUGGUGCCGCAGGAUAUGAUGGCCGCCCAAUCUAAGAUGUUGUAUCAGCUGAACAAGUUCUACAACGAACGAGUGCAGACGAGGAAGACCACGGUGGCGAAGACCAUCCGCGAAGUGUGCAAAGUGGUGCAAGACGUUCUGCGCGAAGUGGAAGUGCAGGAGCCUCGGUUCAUCUCGUCCUUGACUGAGUGUAACGGUCGUUUCGAAGGGUUGGAUGUACUUUCCCCGACCGAGUUUGAAGUGGUGUUGUACCUCAACCAGAUGGGAGUGUUCAACUUCGUGGACGACGGUUCUCUGCCGGGAUGCGCCGUCCUCAAGCUCAGCGACGGCCGCAAGAGGUCCAUGUCGCUCUGGGUGGAGUUCAUCACCGCCUCAGGGUACCUCUCCGCUCGCAAGAUCAGGUCGAGGUUCCAGACUCUGGUAGCUCAAGCGUGUGACAAAUGCGCGUACCGAGACUCUGUCAAGAUGAUCGCCGACACGACCGAGGUGAAGCUAAGGAUACGCGAGAGGUACGUGGUGCAGAUCACGCCGUCCUUCAAGUGUUCCGGAGUGUGGCCGAGGUCUGCAGCGCACUGGCCCAUACCUCACAUACCCUGGCCUCAUCCAAACUUAGUCAUAGAGGUGAAAACCGAAGGAUUCGAUUUACUUUCCAAAGAGUGUGCCGCGAUGCAGGGGAAGCAAUCCGCUAUGGAGGGUGACGCUUGGGUUAUGUCUUUCACCGAAGUUGAAAGCAGACUUCUCUACGGAGGAUGCAGAAGAAGGUGUCUUAGUAUUUUGAAAGUUCUUAGAGACCGUCAUCUAGAACUUCCUGGCAACCCCGUGACUAGUUAUCACAUAAAGACUCUUCUUCUCUACGAAUGUGAGAAGCACCCUCGAGACACGGAAUGGGACGAAGCCAGUCUUGGAGAUCGCAUCAACGGUAUUCUUCUCCAGUUGAUAUCUUGUCUGCAAUGUCGCAGAUGUCCACAUUACUUCCUUCCUCAGCUCGACCUGUUCAAGGGCAAGUCGCCGAGCGCGCUGGAGAACGCUGCCAAGCAGGUCUGGAGACUCACACGCGAACUUCUCACAAACUCCAGAGCGUUUGACAAACUCUAGUGCUUCCAAAGUGUUUCCUUUCUAUACCUGUUUUCUCUCUUUAUCCACGCAAGUAUUAUUUAUAUUUUAUUUAUUUUCCUGUUAACUUACGAAGCUAUUCUAUUGUCUUAAACAUAUUUAGGAGUGCCCAAAUUCUCUUGGAGAUGAACUCCCAUUUCAAUCUUGAGUUCUUUUUUUACUAUUAGCCUACAUCUCAAGAGACCCAAUAAGGUUGUAGGAUUCCCAAAUUGAUUUUUUCUGCACUCCUUCUAAUUUUCCCCCACACAUGCAUUAUUUAACACACAGUUCACUUAUAUUUUAAGGAUUUUCCACCUUUAUUAAAUUGAAUUUGACUACUAUCCUCCCCACUUCUAUUCAUUAUAGAUUAUUAUAAUUUAAACAUCUUUGAAGGGUUCGACAAGUCACUGACAGAAAGUUGAUGAUUCCAACCCUUAGCCUAUUUUAAUUAUGUAACAAUUAUUGUGAUAACAUUUCUACCCUUCCUUUGAAUAUUUAUUCAGAGAUUAGUUAACUGAACAUCAUGGGCAUUUAUCAAAUUGUAUACGCAAAGUUGAACAGUUUUUCUUGAUUGUGCAGUGUUUUUAAGUCAACUGCCUUUUUUAUAGUGUGUGUUGGCAUUAUUGUUCAAGUAUAACCUACCAGGUUUGUAGCGGUGCAAUAUUUAUUGUAGAUAAAUUGUUGUUUUUGUAAAUACAAUUAUUUUCAGUUAUCAAA
Messenger RNA from Macrosteles quadrilineatus (aster leafhopper), 1993 nucleotides. Its product is annotated as protein mab-21-like. Bases 182 to 1279 code for a protein of 365 amino acids. The transcript has a single exon. The record is from RefSeq and is a predicted model, not a curated record. Lineage: Eukaryota; Metazoa; Arthropoda; Insecta; Hemiptera; Cicadellidae.